AAAAUAGUUGGUUUCUAACGUAACACGUUCCAGUAUUCUCAAUACACAACACUCAGACAAAAUAUUUUUUUAAUAAGCACACCGAAAUAAAACACACAACAAUUUUAACAUUAAACCGACAAUAAAAUGGAAACCCCAAACCAAUACCAGAAACGAUGCGAACAACAGAAUUUGAUGAACACAAUGAAAGAGCUUCAAAGAGAAAACGUGAAUAAAAGAAUAAAUUGUGGACAGAUAAAUCCCGAAAUGGGUCCUAAGAAGCGUACGCCUUGUUGUACACUGUCGCCCGUGACGCCGACUCCCCUGAUCAAGACCAACGUCUGCGAAAGACAGAGAUUACCGAGUAGAAAUCUUUGCACCACUGUCCAAAACGAAUGUGACAGACCUGAACUGACUGCGUAUGGAAAAGAGUUUAUGGCGAACAAUGGAAAAUUGGUUACGAAGUGUGUGUGUGUAAAAUUCAACGGUCUUCAAGACUCGUGUCGGCAUCCCGGGUGCUACACCAAGGAUGGAUGCUUGGACAAUCCGUUCCCAACUUGUCCACCAGCAGAACAGUGGAAACUCGAUUACGCCCCAAAAAGCAAGAAAAACAAUGGAUGCUGCAACUAGGAACCAGCUAUACACUAUACCAAACACCUACUUACACGAACACUACACAAAACGUAAGGAACUGCAGUAACGAUAUAUAAACCGAGACGCAAAAAAUAUUAUGUCAUCUAAUGGCUAAUAUUCGUAUCAAAAUUAAUAUCAAAAAUAAACGUAUAUCAAAUUUUUA
Messenger RNA from Acyrthosiphon pisum (pea aphid), 775 nucleotides. RefSeq lists its product as uncharacterized. The transcript has 2 exons. The coding region runs from base 127 to 609 and encodes 160 amino acids. The record is from RefSeq and is a predicted model, not a curated record. Lineage: Eukaryota; Metazoa; Arthropoda; Insecta; Hemiptera; Aphididae.